CAUCGUUGGAUUGCGGACUGGGAAAAAUAAGAGACUUGGCAAUCCAUCCUGUUCGCUGGCUUCAUCAACCCCCCCAUUAUUGCCGCAUCCAACCGCUGAAAAGGAAGCCGGCAUCUCUGCCUUUGGGAUUUGACUCGUCCUUCUCCAAUCGCCUUCUGGCCCUCACGAACAAGCACAUGCAUGCUUGUUCCCUCCUGCGCCGCCGUCUACCUCCAUCCUCGGCCAAUUCCAUCAAGUUCGCGUCGGACAGACUCCUGCAUUCAGGACGUGCACAGAUCUUCCCACCGUGGUACUCUAAUCAAAGUCCUCUGAUUUGGUCUGGAUCCUUCAGACGACCCUUCUCCACUUCGCCGUUGUCACAACCUUACAAACCGAGGGAAGCUUCGUCGUUCUGGUCAGUCACAUUCACCCUAUUUCUUAUCGGAGCAGGCGCCUGGCUGCAGGAUAAAUACCGCAAGUCGGGAGGCGAUAUCCCUACGAUUUUCGACGCUGUUGAACCUUUGCAAGAGUCGCAAGUACCCUUUCUCGGAGUCAUUGAAACCCUAAAGACAAUGCCUAUGGAUCUACCACCUGGGACCGUGGGGAAUCUCACACCAGAGCAGGAAGCCAAGCUACAAGAGCUUUGGGUCCUGCUGCUGAAGGUCUGCGGUGUCAAUCUGGAUGCUGUUGAGCUGGUCCAAAAGCAGAACGGCGACGCUGCUGCUGCGGCGGCAAGCCAGCCCCAAGAUAAGAAGAAGCAGUCUAAACGGAGUCGGUUCGGUCUUUUCGGGCGGAGCAACACGGAUGAGGAGGAAGAUAGCGCUAGCGACAAGGGAACCAACGGGAUCGCUUCGAGUCUCGCUUCUAUCAGCAUCGCCGACGGAGAUGACAAGUAUGGACAGUCAAAAGAGUUCCAGCAGGCUCUUGUGGAUAUGAAGCCUGAGGAGAUUCGGGUGACUCUUUGGAAUAUGGUUAAGCAUGACAACCCCGAUUCUCUGCUUUUGCGAUUCCUGCGCGCGCGAAAGUGGGACGUCAAAAAUGCUCUGGUCAUGUUGGUCUCUACGCUUCGCUGGAGACUGCUGGACGUUAAGUUGGAUGAGGAUAUCAUGAGGAAUGGCGAGCAAAGUGCCCUGAAGAAAUCUCAGAGUUCUGAUCCCGCUGAGAAGAAGGCCGGUGAAGACUUUUUGUUGCAGAUGCGCAUGGGUAAAAGUUUCCUCCAUGGUGUGGACAAGCUUGGCCGUCCGAUCUGCGUCGUUAGAGUGCGCUUGCACAAAGCCGCCGACCAGGAGACAGAAGCCUUGGACCGGUUCACGGUGUACACUAUUGAGACCGCUCGAAUGAUGCUUGCGCCUCCAGUUGAAACAGCUUGUGUUGUCUUCGACAUGACCGACUUCUCCUUAGCAAACAUGGAUUAUCAUCCGGUGAAGUAUAUGAUCAAGUGCUUUGAAGCCAAUUAUCCGGAGUGUCUGGGAGUUGUCUUGAUUCACAAAGCUCCUUGGAUCUUCUCAGGUAUCUGGAAUAUCAUCAAGGGCUGGCUCGACCCUGUCGUCGCCUCUAAGAUCCAGUUCACCAAGAAUGUCCAAGAUCUGGAGAAGUUCAUUCCCAAAGAUCGCAUUAUGAAAGAGCUCGAGGGUGACGAGAACUGGGCCUACAAGUAUGUCGAGCCCCAGCCCGAUGAGAACAAGCCUCAGGAGGACAGUGCCAAGCGCGACGAAUUGCUGGCCGAGAGACAGCAGCUGGCGCAAGAGCUUCAAGGCGCCACCAUCGACUGGAUCUCUUCGACAAUAAAAAAGGACGAGAGCGCCCUCAAGGCGGCGGUAGACAGAAGAAAGGACCUGAUCGAACGCUUAAGGGUCCAGUACUGGCAGCUUGACCCAUACGUUCGAGCCACUUCCUUGUAUGAUAGACUAGAUGUCAUCCAAGGUGAGGGUAAGAUCGAGUUCUAUCCCACGAAGAGCAAGGUUGAGGGAAACGCACUUAACGGCGAGAAGGCCGAGUGAUACACUCCACGCCUUGGUAUACGAUAGACUGCUAGAGUGUGUUGAUAGAAGACUACUUGUUAUAAUAACGCUCACAUUGGUGAGGCAUGUACAUACAGCUUCUACUUGUCUGUCAUGAAGCAUGUAUAUUUGGAUUGCGGGGUUCUCCUAGUGGUUUCAAUGGAGCAAUGGACUAUUCUUGAUAGAUGCAAUCGACCCACAGAAGCUAGGUAUAGUCAUACGUUAUAGCUACAGAAUGUACCGUACAGU
Messenger RNA from Aspergillus welwitschiae, 2228 nucleotides. Its product is annotated as CRAL-TRIO domain-containing protein. The record is from RefSeq and is a predicted model, not a curated record. The transcript is spliced from 5 exons. NCBI's taxonomy places the organism in Eukaryota, Fungi, Ascomycota, Eurotiomycetes, Eurotiales, Aspergillaceae. The coding region runs from base 177 to 1979 and encodes 600 amino acids.